Molecule: messenger RNA, 2522 nt
Organism: Onychostoma macrolepis
Lineage: Eukaryota; Metazoa; Chordata; Actinopteri; Cypriniformes; Cyprinidae
Product: Transmembrane protein 150A-like
Exons: 7
Coding region: 75-911 (278 amino acids)
Source: RefSeq, a predicted model, not a curated record
CACCAGACACGGACAGAAAAACACUUCAGACUCUGCUCUGCUGUCCUGUGCUGAUCUGCAAGGUUUUACACUGAAUGAAGAUGAGUGGAGUUUCAUUUGAUGCAAUGAUUCAGAGAAACUCUUCAGGAGGAGGGAGAACGUCUCUGUGGUUUCUGGUUCCCAUCAGUUUGCCUGUGUUCACACUGCCUGGAAUCUGGAUCAUAUAUGCGAUGGCCCUUUACAAUCAGCACAUUUGUCCUGUGAACAACUGGGUAUAUAACUCAACCUGUGAGACGUCUUUGGUUCUUCAGAGCGGAUCUGAUCUGUGCUGCACGCUGGACAACAUCCCACUCAUCAGUAAAUGCGGCGGCGUUCCUCCAGAGAGCUGCUGGUUCAGUCUGCUGUGCAGCACUGCUUCAUUCGUGGUGAUUGUGAUUGGUCUGCUGCGUUACGCUCAGCUCAUCCAUAAGCACAGCAACAGCGUGUUGAACAUCGAGGGUCUGUUUGCCGGAUGGCUCUGUGCUGCAGGACUCAUGAUUGUGGGAAAUUUUCAAGUGGAUCAUGCUAAAGUUCUUCAUUAUGUGGGUGCGGGUCUGGCCUUCCCUGGCAGUCUGCUGUUUGUGUGCGUGCAGACGAUGCUUUCUUAUCGUGCAGCCGAGACGCCGAGAGACUUCCAGACGGCUCAUCUGCGGCUGACGCUCACCGCACUGGCCUUCACCACCCUCAUACUCAGCGGUGUGUUUUUCAUUCAGGAGAGUUUUGUUCUCCAGCAUGCGGCUGCUAUAUUGGAGUGGAUGUUUGCCAUCAUCGUGCUGCUGUUUUACAGCUCCUUCUCGCUCGAGUUCGGCUCCAUCUCUUCAGAAACACUCGGCGCUCUGAUGACGAGACGAGCCGGCGCGUCUGAGGAGGGACAGAAACUAGAAAAAGUCUAGACCAACGUCUGAAGUGUGAACCUCAGCCUAAAGAGAACAUGUGAACCUGCUGGAAAAACCUGUGCAACCUUUAGCUGCAUUACAGACAAUUUGAAUUUAAGAAUGUAGAAUAAAUCUUUGUUAAGAUUAACAGAGAAUACUUUGAUGAGCUUUUAGGAGCAAGACAUGAAAUGUUAUGUUUAUGACUGGGAGUAAAAAAUAAAUAACAGUAAACACCAUAGGCGGAGGGUGAAACAAUUCAGGGUAAGGCUAAAAUUUGCCUUUUGCCUUUAUUUGAAUAAAAAUAAAAUAAAGAGUUUUAUCUCACAAUUCUUACUCUUUCUCGCAAUUGUGAGGUUAUAUCUCGUAGCUAUUUCUGACUUUUCACAAUUCAGAUUUUUUUUCUCAGAAUUGUGAGUUAUUGUGAACUCGAGUUGUGAGUUAUAAAGUCCAAUUCUGAGGGGAAAAAAGUCUAUUUUCUUACAAAUGCGAGUUUAUAACACAAUUCUAAGUAUAUAAACUCGCAGCUUAAAAAAAAGUCAGAAUUUAGAGUUUAUAUCAUGAAAUUCUGAGAAGAAAAAAGUCAGAACUGCGAGACGUAAACUUGCAAUUACAUGGAAAAAUGUCAGAAUUGUGAAAUAAAAAGUAUAGUUACCUUUUUUUUAAAUUCAGUGGCAGAGAAAGGCUUCCAGAUACACUGUAAAAAAAAUACAUCUGUAAAAUAACAGAAAAAGUACUGUGGUAAAUACAUAAUUAUGGAAGAGCUGUUUUGUGAAAAAUGUGAUUUCUCAAAACAAAUGCGCACUUUAGUGUGGUUAUUUAUUUACUGGCAGCUGUAUUGGCAAUAUUUGCAUAAUUCUGUCUGGAUUUUUUCAAGUGCCUAAUAAUUCAGUGUCUUGAUAUUCAAUUAACAACAGUGUUCUUGAAAACCAUGUGUGAGCUUUAAUUAUAUUACAGUUGCAUGAUGCUGCAUUUUAUUGUUUGCACUGUACCACUUUUCUAUGGUUUAUCUUCAUGUCCACACUAUGACCUGCUGUAUAUUACUGUAUAUUUAUUACAAUUUGAUAAAAUAUUUGAUAAAAAUAUUUGAAGGAAGACAAGCUGAGCAAUUAAAUAAUGAAUUACUUUAAAAAAAUGAGUGGGUAAAAACAUGUAGGCUACAAACACUUUGAUUUAUUAUAGCAUGAUCCCAGCUAACAGGGAAUGUUCUCACAACUUUCAUUAACGUUGUUAAAGUUAUAUAAAUUUUACAAAAAACGUUUUUAAAGUAAUGUUUUUGGAACUUUCUUAUAACUUAAUUAAUGUUUGAUAUACUGUACGUUCUCAUAACAAUGAGAGAAAACGUUUUGAGACCAACAUGUCCUUAUGAUGUUAUUUAUUUGUAUUUGAUAAACGUCUAAGAAACGUUUCUAACCUUUAAAUAACGUUCUAAUCAAAAGAAAACUGGACAUUUAGAUUUUUAAAAAUAAUUCUCAAACGUUUAAUGUUGAAGAAAAAUAAAGUUAGUAUAUUGCUGUGAGAAAUGUGUUCUUUUUACCUUUAAAUAUCGUUAUAAUCAACAAAAAAACGGGACAUUUAACUUUUCUCAGAGUAUAUAAAAAAUGGACGGUCAAAUAACGUUUUAUUUUGGGU